This is a messenger RNA of Brassica napus (rape), 1487 nucleotides long. RefSeq names its product WD-40 repeat-containing protein MSI2. The transcript has 6 exons. Gene Ontology annotation, cellular component: nucleus. Gene Ontology annotation, biological process: regulation of gene expression. Bases 101 to 1345 code for a protein of 414 amino acids. Gene Ontology annotation, molecular function: histone binding. The record is from RefSeq and is a predicted model, not a curated record. NCBI's taxonomy places the organism in Eukaryota, Viridiplantae, Streptophyta, Magnoliopsida, Brassicales, Brassicaceae.
GAAAAUAGAACAGAGAAAACCCUCGACACACAGAUCAAAGAGACUAAGAGAGAGAGAGAAGUCGAUUCUAGAUUGAGAGAAGAGAGAGAGAGAGAGAGAGAUGGCAGAUGAAGGUAGUAAGGAGGAUGCUGGAAUGGAUCAGGUAGAGGAGGAUUUCUCUAUAUGGAAGAAGAACACACCAUUCCUCUACGAUCUUAUGAUCUCUAACCCUCUCGAGUGGCCCUCUCUCACCGUCCACUGGGUCCCAUCUCCCCCUUCCCCUUACGCGGCGGAUCCUUACUUCGGCGUCCACAAGCUCAUCCUCGGAACCCACACUUCCGGCGAUGCUCAAGAUUUCCUCAUGGUCGCCGACGCCGUCAUCCCAACUCCCGACGCCGAGCCAGGGUUAGGCGGAACAAAUCAAGAUCCCAUAGUCCCUAAGGUGGAGAUUAGGCAGAAGAUACGUGUCGAUGGAGAAGUGAACAGAGCGCGUUGCAUGCCUCAAAAGCCCACUCUUGUCGGUGCGAAGACGAGUGGGUGUGAGGUGUUUUUGUUUGAUUACGCCAAGCACGCUUCGAAGCCUCAGACUAGUGAUUGUGAUCCUGAUCUGAGGCUACUGGGACACGACAUGGAAGGGUAUGGAUUGUCUUGGAGCCCCUUCAAGGAAGGUUAUCUUCUGAGUGGUUCGCAGGAUAAGAAGAUAUGCCUUUGGGAUGUUUCAGCUACACCGCAAGAUAAGGUUCUGAAUGCAAUGUUUGUGUACGAGGGGCAUGAAUGCGCUGUGGAAGAUGUAGCGUGGCACAUGAAGAACGAGAACCUUUUUGGUUCUGCUGGUGAUGAUGGUCGAUUGGUGAUAUGGGACACGCGGACAAACCAAAUGCAACACCAAGUGAAAGUUCACGAGAAAGAGGUGAACUAUUUGUCUUUCAAUCCGUUCAAUGAAUGGGUUUUAGCAACAGCUUCGUCAGACUCAACUGUUGCCUUGUUUGACCUCCGGAAGCUGAAUGUGCCAUUGCACGUCUUGAGCAGCCACGAGGGAGAGGUUUUCCAAGUGGAGUGGGAUCCUAACCAUGAAACAGUGCUUGCAUCUUCCGGUGAAGACAGAAGGCUGAUGGUCUGGGACCUGAACAGGGUUGGAGAAGAGCAGCUUGAGAUAGAGUUGGAUGCAGAAGAUGGUCCACCAGAGUUGCUCUUUUCUCACGGUGGCCACAAGGCUAAGAUAUCAGAUUUUGCUUGGAACAAAAACGAGCCUUGGGUCAUUGCAAGUGUAGCAGAAGACAACAGUCUUCAGGUCUGGCAAAUGGCGGAGAGCAUCUAUCGAGAUGAAGAUGAAAAUGAGAUCGAUGAGGACAUCAAACAGUCAUGAAAAAUGAAGAAAUUAAUUGGUCUCUCCAUUACUCAAGACAAUAGUGUCUAAAAAACCAUCUUUGUCUGUAUUAUGGCAUCUCUGUUUCGUAAUGUACCAUGUUUAGAUUUUGUUGAUUUCUUAUGAAUUCUCUGUUGCAAAA